This is a messenger RNA of Myotis daubentonii (Daubenton's bat), 463 nucleotides long. It is a transcript of the gene EFCAB10, whose product is annotated as EF-hand calcium binding domain 10. The record is from RefSeq and is a predicted model, not a curated record. NCBI's taxonomy places the organism in Eukaryota, Metazoa, Chordata, Mammalia, Chiroptera, Vespertilionidae. Gene Ontology annotation, molecular function: calcium ion binding.
GCAACGGCCUAACGCGGAGAGAUGGAGAACAACAGCAGGGAGCUCCAGGCCAGGAAAUACUUGGAAAAACAUCGGAUUAUGGAGUUGCUGAACUAUCUCACCAGUAGCCUGCUCUUUUUCCAGCCAAGUAAACCAAGAGAGUAUUUAAUAUCUCUAUUGGAACGACUGAGAAUUGCUAAAGAAACAGGUGUGUCUUUUCCUUUCUUUAUGGAUCACAGUAACAUUGUGGCUAUGUUUGAGAUGAUGGACUCUGCACAUAGAGGCACCAUAUCAUUUGUGCAGUACAAAGGAGCCCUAGAGACCCUGGGUCUGUCAACUGAAGAUGAAGAUUUAAAAGAUGAUGGACAUGGAAUAACUUUGGAGAAAUUCAAGGAUGAAGUAGUAUCUCUAGCUACACCUCUGCUGACCAGCUGUGCCAGGGUGGCUUUCUGAACGUGCCCUGUACCCCAGAGAAAGCUGAAGG